AUGCCAUCUACUUUUAAUACGUGUGAACGCGAGAAGUUAUUUCUAAACCCAAGUAACAAAAAAUUUGGCAUACCGGAACUACAAAAGCUUGUUAAACCACACAUAGAUUCUUUUAAUAGUUUAUUAGAACCGCCCACAAAGGGAAUCCUUAAUUAUGCAGUUGUCGAUAUUGAUCCAGUUGAAAUAUUCGAUGUUAGGAUCCCUUAUAACAGUCCUGCACAAGGGAACAAGUUAAAAGUUUGGAUAGAUGAAAUUUUAAUUUCUAAACCACUUUUAUCUGAACAUGUUCGGGCGUCAACGAUGAGGAAGAUCUAUCCUGCAGAGUGUCGCGAAAGAUUAACUACAUAUGCGGGAAAAAUGAAUAUUAAAUUAUGUUGGAAAAUAAAUGAUGGCAAUACGAAUUUCGAAACUAAAUAUGUAGGAAUGGCACCCAUUAUGGUCAAGUCCAAUCGUUGUAAUUUACAAAGCCUUUUUCCCAAACAAUUGAUCGAGCAUCACGAAGAAUCCGAAGAAAUGGGUGGCUAUUUCAUAGUUAAUGGGAUCGAAAAAGUUAUUCGUUUGUUAUUGGUACAACGGAGGAAUUAUGCCAUGGCUAUGAUCAGACCGUCAUUAGCAAGUCGUGGCGCAUCAUAUACUGAAUAUGGUGUAUCUAUUCGUUGUGCGAGACAAGAUCAGACGACCAUGACAAACGUUUUGCAUUAUUUAAAAAAUGGCAAUUGCAUGCUUAGGUUUUCAUGGAGAAAACAAGAAUACAUGAUUCCAGUAAUAUUGAUUAUGAAGGCUUUGGUUGAGAUAAAUGACAAAGGAAUCUUUGAACAGUUGGUUCAGGGAGAAUUUUCUAAUACAUUUUUGACAGAUCGAGUGGAACUUAUGCUUCAAGAGUUUAAAUCAUUUGGCAUUCAGUCAAAAGAACGAUGCGUUAGUUUCUUAGGUGAAAAGUUUCGCGUCGCAUUUACUCUUUCACCUUCCUAUUCUCACAAACAAGCUGGUGAACAUAUAUUAAAGAAAGUGAUAUUGGUCCAUCUUAAGCAUAAUAGAGAUAAGCUUAAUCUUUUGAUUUUCAUGGUUCGCAAGCUGUAUUCUCUUGUUGCUGGUGAAUGUUCUCCAGAUAACCCAGAUUCCCCGCAAAACCAAGAAAUUCUUCUGGGUGGGCAUCUUUAUGGGAUGCUUAUUAAAGAAAAACUUGGCGAAUGCUUAAAUGCUAUUCGUGCAGUAGUUACUGCAGAUAUUGCUAAUGAUAAACCGGUAGAUUUCAAUGAUAAAAAAUAUGUCGCUAAUGUAUUCAAUAGAUCCAAUAUAGAAAUUGGGAGAAAGUUGGCAUAUUUCCUUGCUACAGGAAAUCUUACUUCUAGCAGUGGGUUAGAUUUGAUGCAGACUACUGGCUAUACUAUAGUAGCAGAAAAACUUAAUUUUUAUCGCUAUAUUUCACAUUUUCGAUGUAUUCAUCGUGGAUCUUUCUUCACUCAAAUGAAAACAACCACCUUGAUUCAUUUGAAUCAAUUAAUUGGCCAAGCAGGGUUUAUUUGUCCAGUACAUACUCCGGAUGGUGAACCGUGUGGAUUGCUUAACCAUCUUUCCCACACUUGUAGAAUAAUUACUACCAAGCCUAACGUGGAGAUGAUUCCAACUAUAUUGGCAGAAAUGGGUAUUAUUGACAGAUUAACAACAGGUACCCGUGACACUAAAACAAGUUUUUUAUGUGUGCAGUUGGAUGGAAAAAUUUUAGGUUGGUGUGAACCAGGACAUGCACAACCAAUUGUAAAUAAGCUGCGAUUGUUAAAGUUUGAAGAUGAGAUUUCUAUUGACCUUGAAAUCGGUUAUGUUCCACCUUCUAAUGGUGGUCAAUAUCCUGGCAUUUACUUAUUUUCUGAACAAGCGCGUAUGAUGCGACCUGUCAGAUAUCUUGCCAACAACGAAAUUGAUAUGGUUGGAUCAUUUGAGCAGGUAUAUAUGAACAUUGCGUGUUUGCAAAAAGAUAUCAUCAAAGGUGUAACAACCCACAUAGAGAUUGAACCCACAAGCAUGUUAAGUAUUCUAGCUAAUUUAACACCAUUUUCCGAUUACAACCAAAGCCCUCGUAAUAUGUAUCAGUGUCAGAUGGCCAAGCAAACGAUGGGUACACCUUCAACAGCAAUUAUGCAUCGAACGGACAAUAAAUUGUAUCGACUUCAGACUGGUCAAACCCCAAUAGUACGACCAGUGCUUCAUAGUACUCUUGGUCUUGAUGGAUUUCCUAAUGGAACAAAUGCCAUUGUAGCUGUGAUUUCAUAUACUGGUUACGAUAUGGAAGAUGCAAUGAUUAUCAAUAAAUCAGCUCACGAAAGAGGGUUCAAAUAUGGUACCAUAUACAAAUCUGAGAUAGUUAGUCUUGAUGAAUUUUAUGAAUCUGGUAUUAAGCAUCAUUUUGGUCUCGGCGAAGACGCAACACCUUCAUUGCGAGAAAAGCUUGAUAAUGAUGGUUUACCGUUUAUUGGUGCACGAUUAAAAAUGGGUGAUCCCUUAUGCGCAUAUAUAGAUGACACACAAGGAGGCAAAACAAUUGUGAAGCAAUAUAAAGGAUCGGAGGAUGCAUAUGUGGACCAAGUUAGGUUACUCGGUGACGACUUAGGCAUAUAUGAAGCUCAAAAGGUGCACAUAAUGUUAAGAAUUCCGAGACCUCCUGUAAUAGGUGACAAAUUUUCAUCCAGACACGGACAGAAGGGUAUUCUUUCUCGAUUAUUGCCCCAGGUUGACAUGCCUUUUACUGAAAGCGGGAUGCAACCGGAUAUUAUUAUCAAUCCGCAUGCAUUUCCAUCACGUAUGACCAUUGGGAUGUUUGUAGAAAGUCUUGCCGGAAAAUGUGGUGCUCUUUUUGGUGUGGCCCAAGAUUCUACACCAUUUAGAUUCAAUGAAGAAUUUACUGCAAUAGAUUAUUUUGGAGAGCAACUUGCGCGUGCAGGAUAUAAUUACCAUGGAAAUGAGCCAAUGUAUAGCGGAAUUACUGGAGAAGAAUUUCAAGCGGAUAUUUAUAUUGGUGUUGUGUAUUAUCAACGCCUUCGUCACAUGGUAUCAGACAAAUGGCAAGUCAGGUCGACUGGGCCUGUUCAUAAUCUCACAAUGCAACCAAUUGGUGGUCGUAAAAGAAGUGGCGGAAUAAGAUUUGGUGAGAUGGAACGCGAUUCAUUGUUGGCUCAUGGAAUGAGUUUUUGCCUUCAAGACCGUUUAAUGAAUUGUUCUGAUUUUUCUCAGUGUCAUAUAUGCAGAAAAUGUGGUUCUAUUUUUACCUCAUUAUCACUUAAAACGCAUUAUCAACUAAAUACUAAUAGGACAUAUAAAAAGCAUCAUAUUCAAUGUAAUAUAUGUGAAACUUCUAGGUGGAUAUCACUUGUGAAAAUACCGUAUGCAUUUAGAUAUCUUGCAACAGAGCUUGCCAGUAUGGGAGUCAAAAUUAUAUUAAAAACCAAAGAUGAUUAA
Molecule: messenger RNA, 3453 nt
Organism: Cetraspora pellucida
Lineage: Eukaryota; Fungi; Glomeromycota; Glomeromycetes; Diversisporales; Gigasporaceae
Source: the annotation of a GenBank genome assembly